GGUGCUUCUCUGGCUUUGAAACUACCAAACAUUGGCCCAGAUUUUUCUUUUCUUCUUUCCCUCCUUUCCUCUUCCACAGAGAGCCAGAAACUGAUUACAUAGUCUCUCUCUCUCUCCACCUACUUUACGUGAUAGAGCGCAAAUGCAUUUAAAUCUACCUUCAUUGGAUUUCUACUUAUAGCAUCUAUUCAUCUCCUUCGUUUCUCUCCAUUAAUUCUCUGGUUUUUCUUUUUAUGGUCCAUUAAUUCUCCGCUUUGUUGGAGUUUUUCUUAGCCCAUCUUCUUCACUCUUUCCUUUUUUAAUUGGACUUCACCUUAUCUCAGUACAAAAACCCAAGUGAAGUAGUUAACAGAUCUCUCUCUCUCUCUCUCUUCCCCACUCCGUGCGGUGUGGUGACUGGUGAGGGGGUGACCUGUGCGAUGCGCGAUGCCCUAAAGGACAAGAAACAGCGACUCAUGGCAGCAGGUGCUCAUCUCAAAACCCAGAUCCAACCCACCAAAUCCAAAAGACGCAAGCGUCGCGAAACCACCAUCUCCGCCGCCGCCCCUAACUCCCCGGACCACUCCUCCUCCUCUGCCAGAGAUCUCACUCUCCACCUCCGUAAACGUGACCCUCCCAGUGCUCCCACCAUCGUCGCCCUUGACAACUCUUGGUGUUGCGCUGCUUCCAAACCCAACGCCUCCUCCUCUGUUCCUCCUCCACCAUCAACUCAGCAUCGCCGUACAAUUGCGACCACCGCUGCUACUACUCCCACACUCCCUCCUCCAGAUCGGAUAUCUGAACCGUUUCCUGUCACCAUUACCGUUAACUCGACGUCCUCUACCUCGCAAUCGCUGUCGGAGUCAUCAGGAGCAGCUUUCAAGCUUGGCUUUUCUCCUGGUACUGGUUCACCCGUUAUGAUGGAUUCCUCCAUUGCCGCCGCCAGCGUUUGCAAUGGUGGAAAUAAUUUCGGUUCUUUCCCUUCCAGUUACAGUAAAUUCAAUUCCGCCCUAAACGCCGGCCUCUUAAAUCCCAUGUCGCCUCCCCCGCCACCACUCGAUAAGAGCCGAUCGAGUCCGACGCUCUUUGAAAUGAUGGCCAGCGAACCCGAUUGUCACCCCAGGAACUCAAUUCCAGUGAGUCAUGCCCCUGUGCUUCCCGUUAAACCCCAAAUCACUGCUCAGGAUAAGCAGGCACUGCUUCAGCAGCGAGUGGCGCAGAUUUUAGGAAGUUGCAGCCCGGGGAACCAAUUUAAUGAUUCCACGACCAGCGAUAUUAAAUUGACUCUGAGCUCCAAGGAUGGGUUAACCGUCUCUAUAAACGUGCAUCGCCAUAUCCUUGUCGCCCAUAGUCGGUUCUUCGCUGCGAAGCUCUCGGAUCGGUGGUCUAAGCAGCAGCGAUCACUGCCCCACAUGAUUGAAAUCUCAGAUUGCGAAGAUAUCGACAUCUACAUGGAGACAUUGGGUUUGAUGUACUGUAAGGAUGUUCGGAAGAAGCUAACGAAGGAAGACGUCUCCAAAGUACUCGGCAUCUUGAAGGUUUCGGCUGCGAUUCUGUUCGAUGCUGGAAUUGUAUCUUGUUUGGAGUACUUAGAAGCAGCUCCAUGGGCGGAAGACGAAGAGGAGAAGGUGGCUUCGCUUUUGUCGCAGCUCAAUCUGGAGGGGGCCGGAGCAGGGGAAGUUCUGAAAAGAGUUUCAGUGGAAGCGGCGACGGGGGCAAAAGUCGGGAACAACAACGAGGAGGUGCUUCAAAGGCUAUUGCAGGUAGUUCUGGAAGGCAAAGAUGAGAAGGCUAGGAGGGAGAUGAAGGGUUUGGUCUCCAAAAUGCUUCGAGAGAACUCAUCCCAGAAUGACCUGAGCAAGGAAUCUCUGUACUCUGCUUCCGACGGAUGUCUACAACUCCUUCGCGUGCAUUUCCUGAAGGCAGCGUCAUCAGACCUGCAAGACGCAGGUCAGAUUGCUCGCCAAGCUGACAAUCUGCACUGGAUUCUGGACAUCUUGAUCGAUCGACAGAUUGCGGAGGACUUCUUGAAGACGUGGGCAUCUCAGAUGGAUCUGUCAGAGGCGCACUCCAGGAUUCCUGCGGUUCACCGGUACGAGGUGAGCAGAGUCACUGCCAGGUUCUUCGUUGGAAUUGGGAAGGGACAGCUGUUGGCUUCCAAGGAGGUGAGAUGCUUGUUCUUGCAGACAUGGUUGGAACCAUUUUACGACGAUUUCGGUUGGAUGAGGAGGGCUUCCAAGGGCCUCGACCGUCACCUGAUCGAAGAUGGUCUCAGCAACACCAUCCUCACCUUGCCUUUGCCCUGGCAACAGGAGAUUCUGCUGGCCUGGUUCAAUCGCUUCCUCAACUCCGGUGAGAAUUGCCCCAACAUCCAGAGAGGGUUCGAGGUGUGGUGGAGGAGGGCUUUCUGGAAACGAAAUGGCGGUCCUGAACGGCCUCCACAGAUCCGAAUUGCCACUCCCUCUUCCGACCACUCAUGAAAGGGGGAAGGAAAGACAGCUGCAUUACUGAUACGACCCCGACAGCUCUUUCCUUUUCUUCUACCACUCUUCAUCUUCCUUCCUGUUUCUGUUAUGAAAUCUUCCUAAACUGGGCCUGAGGGUUCUUCCCAGAUUUUUUUGAUUUGGCAGAGAGGCACACAUCCUUAACUCGUUAGCAAAUUCGAAUUUGGGAAUAAUUUUGGAGGAAAGUGAAGAAAUUUUUUGAAGGGAAGGGAAGAAAAAAUGGAUGUAAUUCACUCUGCAA
Molecule: messenger RNA, 2724 nt
Organism: Macadamia integrifolia
Lineage: Eukaryota; Viridiplantae; Streptophyta; Magnoliopsida; Proteales; Proteaceae
Product: BTB/POZ domain-containing protein At1g63850-like
Exons: 2
Coding region: 420-2459 (679 amino acids)
Molecular function (GO): protein binding
Source: RefSeq, a predicted model, not a curated record